UGAAGUGAUUUUAUUAUUUACUGAGGAUAUUUUUUAAAAAGUAGGAACUAAAGUUUAAUGUUUCCGAAGUCAGACCGGACACCUGAUGAGGCGACACAGAACCGUUAGAUUAGUGGAGCUCAGUGGGGCGAAAUCAGUGUUUUGAGAAGUUGUGUGAAAUUAUAUAAAAAAAAAUAAAUAAAAAGCGUAAAAAAUAUCACCAAGCAAGAAACGAAAUGGCAUCUGAUUCGUGGGCAUUGUCUGUGGAUCAACAAGAAGCAACAACCAAAACAUUUGAACUGCUGCACAUUGGAGAAAGAAGAGUCACCCUAAAAGCUGAAAUAAAAGAAACAGGAAAGACUACCAAUGGUGACAAAUCAGAUGAAGAAGAUAACGAGGACAGAGCUGCACAGUCUCUUCUUAAUAAAUUAAUCAGAAACAGUCUGGUCAACAACACGAAUCAGGUGGAGGUGCUGCAGAGAGACCCGAAUUCACCUCUCUACUCCGUCAAGACUUUUGAAGAGCUGCGUCUAAAACCUCAACUGCUGCAGGGAGUUUACGCAAUGGGCUUCAACAGACCUUCAAAAAUCCAGGAGACCGCGCUGCCGAUGAUGCUGGCCGAACCACCUCAGAACCUGAUCGCUCAGUCUCAGUCCGGUACGGGGAAAACCGCCGCCUUUGUACUUGCCAUGCUGAGCCAGGUCAACCCAGCCAACAGGUGGACACAGUGUCUGUGCAUCUCUCCGACCUACGAGCUCGCCCUGCAGAUCGGGAAAGUCGUAGAGCAGAUGGGCAUGUUCUACCCUGAGGUAAAACUGGCUUACGCCAUCCGCGGCAGUAGACUGGCGGGAGGAAGUAAAAUCCAAGAGCAGAUCGUGAUCGGCACCCCCGGCACCAUGUCCGACUGGUUGACCAAAAAAAAGGUGAUCGACCCCAAGAAGAUUCAGGUGUUUGUCCUGGACGAGGCCGACGUCAUGAUCGCCAUGCAGGGCCACCAAGACCAGAGCAUCCGUAUCCAAAGGAAGCUUCCCAAAGAGUGUCAGAUGCUGCUCUUCUCUGCGACCUUCGAGGACUCUGUGUGGCAGUUCGCCGAGCGUAUCAUCCCCGAUCCCAACAUCAUCCGCCUGAGGCGAGAGGAGGAGACCCUGGACACCAUCAAGCAGUACUACGUGCUGUGCAAAAACAGACACGACAAGUUUGACGCCCUGUGCAACAUCUACGGCGCGAUCACUAUCGCACAAGCCAUGAUCUUUUGCCAUACUCGCAAGACAGCAGCCUGGCUGGCAGGAAGGAUGGUGGCAGAGGGUCACCAGGUGGCGCUGCUGAGCGGCGAAUUGGCCGUCGAACAAAGAGCGGCCGUCAUCGAGCGCUUCAGAGCAGGCAAAGAAAAAGUGCUGAUAACUACUAACGUGUGCGCGAGAGGCAUCGACGUCGAACAGGUUUCCAUAGUGAUCAACUUUGACCUCCCCCUGGACAUGGACGGCAACCCAGACAACGAGACCUACCUGCACAGGAUCGGCAGGACGGGACGCUUCGGCAAGCGCGGCCUGGCCAUUAACAUGGUGGACGGCCAGCAAAGCAUGGCCGUGCUCAGAGCCAUCGAGGAGCACUUCAAUAAGAAAAUCAGCAAGCUGGACACAGACGACCCAGAUGAAAUUGAAAAGAUUGCACAUUGAGGUGAUGGAGAAAAGAAACACCUUAUAUAAAUAUGCAACACUAACAUGUAUAGUGUUUACUCCUUUAAGUUUGUCUGACUUGAAUUUAUCUGUUUACUCUGAGCUAACAAGCUAAAGUGUUUAUGUUUACGCAAACUCACAUUGCCUUAACCUUUGAGGAACAAAUACUAAGUUUGAGGUUGAUGCACUUUUUGUUAAGUUAAUUAACAGCUGAGAGUUAUUUAACAAUUAUUAUUUUUAGAUAUAUACUGUGAAAAGAACACUAUUUGCUGUCUCUUAAAGGAUACGUGUUCUCACGUGCUGUUGGAAACACGCAAAUACCAAAAACAACUAAAGAGGGUGUUAGUCAUAUUAAACUGUCACUCAUGUUGCACUUGGACUGAUAGUUUGGGGAUUAGAAUUUGAAGAAUGUAAAACAUUCCUUCCUAAAGGCAUUCCUUAAUUGUAAAAUUAAUAAAGGACACUUUAAAUGCAAAUUCAGCGCUUGAGAUCAUCGCCCAGCUGUUUCGGGGAGAUCAGAGUAAUAAAAACCAGAUGCUGGAUCACAUUCAGAUUUCUGUGGUACGUGGUUUCCUUUGUGUUUACUGACUUUAUUGCUGAAUGAUUGUUAAUGCUUAGAUUUCUAUAAGAAAAAGGAUUGAUCAUUUUGCUUUGUUACUUGAAAAAGUACGCACUCUGGGUAGGUGCGUGAGUGCCGUGUUUGGAUUUCCUAUUUUUUUUGUUUUGGAGUUACAGGCUAGGUGUAAAAAAAAAAAAAAAGGUUUGUUUUUUCUGUGCUGCAGGUUUCAGCUGUUUGAAUGUGUUGUGUGAUGUGUUGAAUAAAAAUUUCCUUCCUA
This is a messenger RNA of Clarias gariepinus (North African catfish), 2491 nucleotides long. RefSeq names its product DEAD-box helicase 19a (gene ddx19a). The record is from RefSeq and is a predicted model, not a curated record. NCBI's taxonomy places the organism in Eukaryota, Metazoa, Chordata, Actinopteri, Siluriformes, Clariidae. Gene Ontology annotation, biological process: poly(A)+ mRNA export from nucleus. Gene Ontology annotation, molecular function: RNA helicase activity; RNA binding; ATP binding. Gene Ontology annotation, cellular component: nucleus; cytoplasmic stress granule. The transcript is spliced from 12 exons. The coding region runs from base 216 to 1655 and encodes 479 amino acids.